AUGCUCAACCCAAGCAGUAAUCAGUAUUCCUCAGAGUUUCCCAUGGGGUAUCCCGCAGACACCAGGAUCAGAUUGAAACCGUCCACCUUGUGGGCACCACCACUCACGGUGUCCUCCGCCUUCUCAACUUCGAAAAGCUCUACUGCCGCUGCCGCUGUUGCAGGUAGUUCCGUCACCCCUGCGCUAACAAAGCAAUAG
Molecule: messenger RNA, 198 nt
Organism: Saccharomyces kudriavzevii IFO 1802
Lineage: Eukaryota; Fungi; Ascomycota; Saccharomycetes; Saccharomycetales; Saccharomycetaceae
Exons: 1
Coding region: 1-198 (65 amino acids)
Source: RefSeq, a predicted model, not a curated record